AUGUCAAAGGUUGGUGAGAAGGUUGGUAAUGUUUUAUCUAAAGAUGAGGAGUUUCGGCGUGCUUUAAAUGAUGUUGUUUGGAAUGAGACGUUGUCUGUGGACAAGUUUGAGCGGGGUUCGCAGGACGUAAUGGAAAAAUAUAGCCUUGGUGAUCACCGUUGGUUUCGUCUUAUGUAUGAUCAGAGAUCAUUUUGUAUCCCUGUGUCUUUUAAUGAUGUUUUCAUGGGUGGUUUGCUGCGCACGACAUCUAGGUCUGAAGCUGCGAAUAGUGUGUUUGGUAGUUGCACAAACCAACAUACUAGUUUGUCUGAGUUGUUCAACAAUUUUGACGGAGCUAUUGAUGCCCAACGUGUGUCACAAGCCAAACUAAAUGCAGAACGUGAGGGCCAUUUUCCUUUGUGCCAAACACCAUUGUUGAUUGAGAAUCAUGCGGCUGCAGUAUAUACUAUCAAUGUUUUUUACGAUGUUCAAGCCGAGGUUGUUGCAGGGUCUUUUUCGUGUCGUUCUGUGAGUUCAAAUGUUGAUGGGAUGGUAACCCGUUAUGAGGUUCAAGAUGGUGAUGAGUUGGUCCACACUGUCAUUUACGACCCUGCUAAUACUGUUGUGGAGUGCACGUGUAACUUGUUUACACGGGUGGGGUUACUUUGUUGUCAUAUUUUCUGGGUUUUUAAGGACCGUAGGGUUGAUUCUAUCCCUUCUUGGUAUGGUAUCAUAUUGGUUCCAUUUACUGGUGUUGAUAAUCACAAAAGAGGCGUCACAUUUGCAAUUGGACUCUUAUGUUUGGCUUUUAUUGUGAGGAUGUGGACUCUUAUGUUUGGCUUCUAG
Ipomoea nil (Japanese morning glory) is the source of this 825-nucleotide messenger RNA. Its product is annotated as protein FAR1-RELATED SEQUENCE 5-like. Gene Ontology annotation, biological process: regulation of DNA-templated transcription. The transcript is spliced from 2 exons. Lineage: Eukaryota; Viridiplantae; Streptophyta; Magnoliopsida; Solanales; Convolvulaceae. Gene Ontology annotation, molecular function: zinc ion binding. Bases 1 to 825 code for a protein of 274 amino acids. The record is from RefSeq and is a predicted model, not a curated record.